AGGCCUUGCAUGCGGAUGUGGGAGGGGUGGAAAGAUUUUCAAAGCAGGUAGAUAAAACGUUUACUCUAAAUGACUUACUGAGAAGCCCAGCAACACCAUGGACAUCAGCUCGGCAAUUUUAAUAAUUGGCUUUGCUGCUCUUGUUGCAGCCUUCCUCCUCCUGGUAAUUGGACUUGUGUAUUCUGAGCUGAUGAAUUCAGACAUUCCUCGUGGGGUUGCAAAUAGAGGGAAACUGCACAUAGUUCAUGGCUUGUUUGUUGGCAUAGCAAUUGUGGGCCGGAUUCUGCAGAAUCUAGGCAUUUGUCAUCAGGUCAGCUUCAUCCGAUGGUUCAUGGCUUGUUUUCUGAAUCGCUUGAAUCCAGUUCCUUCAGGUCUGAGAGUGAAGGACCUGAAAUUCUGUGAUGUGCCAGUUCGAGUCUAUGAACCCACUAAGGUUUGCGAUGGGUUGAGUAGAGGUCUCAUAUAUAUCCAUGGAGGAGGUUGGAUACUGGGCAGUCUAGAUUCUGUUGAUGAAGUCUGUCGGCACAUUGCCAUGAAGUCUGACACCACUGUUGUUUCUGUUGGGUACCGAUUAGCCCCUGAGCACAGAUACCCAGCCCAACUGGACGAUUGUGAGGCAGCAAUCUGUCACUUCCUGUCAGUUGCUGAGGCAGAGUUCAGCGUGGACUCGCAUAGAGUGGCAGUCGGAGGGGACAGCACUGGGGCUAAUCUGGCAGCAGCAUUGUGCCAAAGGCUGGCAAAGAGAGAGGAUGGACAUCUGCCAUUCCCAUGUGCUCAGGUCCUCAUCUACCCAGCACUGCAGAUGGCAGAUUUCAACCUGCCCUCAUACCAGCAGAAUCAUGCCGUGCCCAUAUUGUUUCGUGGCCGGAUGGCAUUCUACUUCCUGCAGUACCUCAGCGAGGACAUAUCUGUGUGCCAAGAUGUGCUAGAGGGCAACCAUGUCCCCACUGAGCUGAGGCCGUGCUACAAGGCGUGGCUCUCCUCAUCCAACUUACCUCCGGAGUGCCUCGCACGUGGAUUCAGUGAGCGCCAAAGCCCAGAAUAUGAUGGCAAUGUGUAUCACACAGUCAAAGCUGGUUUGGAACCUGAGGUCUCCCCUUUACUGGCAGAAGAUGCGGUCCUUAAGAAAACCCCGCCCACCUUCAUUCUCACCUGUGAGUAUGAUGUCCUGAGGGAUGAUGGGAUACUUUACAGGAAAAGGCUACUGGAUCUGAAAAGAGAUGUCAAUUGGCAACAUGUGAAGCACGGUUUCCAUGGCAUGAUUAACUUUUUCAACCAGGGCUGGCUCACUUUUCCCUCUGCACUGUGGGUCAUGGAUAGUGUUGUUAAUUAUGUGGAAACACUGUGAAGAUCAUAAAAAAGGGUCAUGUACUUUAUUCUGUACUUUUUAAAAAUCUUGUUUCACAGUUUAAUAAACAAAACUUUCCUCCA
This is a messenger RNA of Solea senegalensis (Senegalese sole), 1431 nucleotides long. It is a transcript of the gene aadacl4, whose product is annotated as arylacetamide deacetylase-like 4. Gene Ontology annotation, molecular function: carboxylic ester hydrolase activity. Gene Ontology annotation, cellular component: membrane. The record is from RefSeq and is a predicted model, not a curated record. The coding region runs from base 98 to 1348 and encodes 416 amino acids. Lineage: Eukaryota; Metazoa; Chordata; Actinopteri; Pleuronectiformes; Soleidae. The transcript is spliced from 4 exons.